Molecule: messenger RNA, 1211 nt
Organism: Arabidopsis thaliana (thale cress)
Lineage: Eukaryota; Viridiplantae; Streptophyta; Magnoliopsida; Brassicales; Brassicaceae
Product: protein kinase C-like zinc finger protein
Exons: 1
Coding region: 1-918 (305 amino acids)
Source: RefSeq, marked reviewed
AUGAGUUCUGUGGGUGUAUUUCUUAAGGAGGAAAUUGAUGGAAAACCUUUUUUGGUAUUCACAUUAGCACAAACAAAAAACCUUACCUCUUCUAGUGGAGCACUAGCCAUAAAUUCUGGUAGCGACAACCUCCCUCUUCAACCUCUUUUUUUCUGCCCUGCUUCCCGUAUCAAUUUUCAGAACCUCAACCUUACGGAGGAGGAUAAGGAGAAGUUUCGGCCAUUUAAUUCUUCUCCUCAUUUCCCAAACACAAGAAGCGGUGAUCAGCAAGGCGGAUCUUUGCUUGAUUGCGACCAACAUGGUAUAUGUAAGCUCCCUGUAGUCCCUCUCUUUUGGUGCAACAAUAAAAGUCCUAGUUCUGACGAAUUCAUGUGCGGUGCAUGCGAAAAAAUAGUGCUCAGCACAAACUAUUUUGCAUGUCUCCAGUGUCAAAAAAAUUUCCAUAAAGAAUGCGUCCAGUCUCCACUUGAGAUCAAACACCCUUCCCACCCCUUUCACUCUCUUCGACUUUAUAGUUACCUAAAAGAUUUCAAGACAUGCUUUUGUUGUAAAGUUUUUAACAGUAUGGUCAUGCUUUAUCAUUGUACCACCUGGGAUUUGAGUAUGCAUACAGUAUGUGCGAUGAGAUCAAUACCCUUUGUUGUCGACCAUCCAAAAAGCCAUUUACAUCCUCUUACCUUUUUUCCCGCACAAGCUUCUUUAAUUUGCAGUUUCUGUGCAACGAUUAAGAAGCUUGAUCCCACAUACAUCUGUAUCGAAUGUGUCUUCGUGAUCCAUGAACACUGUAUGGGUUUCCCACAUGUCAUAAGAAUAUCCCGUCACAACCACCGUAUCUCUUUUACCUCUUCUCUUCCAUCCGGAAAUCUGUUUUGCAGAGCUUGUCAUCAACAAGUUGACAACGAUUAUGGUGCUUACUGAAAUUCCGGAUGAACCAAGAAUCGUAUUCCCCAAACUCAGAACCACUGAGUAUCACUUUAUUAGAAAUCUGAUUAAGAAGUUUACAACUACCUUAAUUGGUUUUACACAAGAUCUAAACUACUUUAGCUUGUCACCUGAGAUUUCCCUAAACACACAAGAGCAGAUCACAAGAACACACUCUUUGAUCUCUCUAGAAUUUCAAUCAGACUAAACCUUAGUCUCUAAUAAUGAAAAGUGUUGCACUAGCUUUUCACUCACAAUCACGGCUAGAUCUAACAAGAACCUUAGCACCU